Cheilinus undulatus (humphead wrasse) is the source of this 3609-nucleotide messenger RNA. RefSeq names its product pleckstrin homology domain containing, family G (with RhoGef domain) member 6 (gene plekhg6). Gene Ontology annotation, biological process: endothelial cell migration; Rho protein signal transduction. Gene Ontology annotation, molecular function: guanyl-nucleotide exchange factor activity. Gene Ontology annotation, cellular component: plasma membrane; endocytic vesicle; axon. Bases 1 to 3198 code for a protein of 1065 amino acids. The record is from RefSeq and is a predicted model, not a curated record. NCBI's taxonomy places the organism in Eukaryota, Metazoa, Chordata, Actinopteri, Labriformes, Labridae. The transcript is spliced from 14 exons.
AUGGAGGAAAAAGUGCUGCGUGACAGUGUGGACGGGGAGAGCAGAGAGACAGACGUCGUGGACUUUUCAACAGCAGGUGCAGAGACCAUUCAACACCACCGGGGGUCAGCAGACAAAAACAAGUUCAACUCGCUGGGCUAUCAGAGAAGAACCAAGCAGAAGGUGGUGACUGAUUUUGCCACAGUGAGCAAGGGAACAUCUACAGGUGCCAAACCCAGAGCUGCACUCAGCAAGGUCCUGUUCAGUCAGGGUGUGUCUGAGAAGAACCCAGCAUCUGAGAUUCAGGAGCGAGGUCAGCUGGACGUCUUGAAGCAGGAACUGGAAGCGUACAGUGUGCCACUCAGUCUGAAGUGGAGAUGGGAGGAGGAGAAUCAGGGAUCAACGCUGGAGAAAAGCUGGACAGAUAUAGUGCACUCUCAUUCAACGAUGUCAAAGAUGCAGAGACACCAGCAGGAGGCGCUGUGGGAGUUUGUAUACACAGAGCUCACCUACAUCAACAAGCUCAUUAUCAUCAGAGACCUGGUUAUUGCUGCUCUUGUCAACCUGCACCAGCAUGGAUUUCUCCCGGAGGUGACCCCCGAGCUGCUUUUCUCCAACCUCCCCUUCAUCAUCACUGCACAUCAGCUUUUCUGGCAGGAAGUGAUUAAUCCUAUGUUACAGGAAGUCCGAAGGACAGGCAAACCUUUUGACCCUAGGAGGUUAGAGCCUGGCUGCCUGCAGUUCCAUGAGCGCUUCUCCUCAUAUCAGUAUUACUGCUGGGAGGAGGAAAACAACAUGGAGUUCACACGCAGACAGAUGGAGAGCAACUCUCACUUUCGUACAUAUGUCCAGUGGGUGGAGACUCAUCCUCAGUGCGAUCGGAUGCGGCUCGGGGACAUGCAGGCCAAACCACAUCAGAGGAUCACAAAGUACCCACUGCUGCUCAAAGCUGUGCUGAAAACUACCCAGGAUCCUCAAGUACAGCAUACUCUGAGAGGCAUGUUAUCCAGUGUUAAUAAUUUUCUGGAAAGUAUCAACGACUACCUGAGGCAACAAGAUGAGGAACUUGCUCUUGCUAUCUCAGCCCAGAGGGUGGAAGGAUACGAGGUAGAGGGGAUAAAUGAAGAAAUAGACAAGCUUGUCCGUGAGAUCACCCGGUUUGAUCUGACUUGCCCCAUCAGGGGAGUGGGACCUGAAGUUGUUCGUAAACUGCUGCUUGAGGAUAAUUUGAAGAUUCGGGGGAGAAAGGACAGCAAGUUGGAGGUAGUGGCUUUGCUUUUCUCCGAUGUGCUUCUGAUGACCAAAAUCCAGAAGAAAGGAGAGCGGCUGAAGGUAGUUCGACCUCCUCUGGCUCUGGACAGAACAUACUGUGUACCACUGAAGGAUGGCUGUUCAUUUGUUCUAGUGGAGGAAGGUGAGCUACAGAGUGCUAUGAACGUCUACAUAUUUGCAGCCAGCACACCAGAGAGCUGUUCAAAAUGGGUCACCACCAUUCACCAGGCAAAGGACACACUGAGGAACCUGAGAGAGGGAGAGCGUAUCCGACAAUUGCAAAAAUGGAAAAUCCAGCAGUUGGAGUCCAGACCAGCUACAGACACCAAGAUGGAUUUCUUGGAGACAGACAAACAACCUUCUCCACAACCAAGACGAGAGACUUUUGUGGAAGAACUCACAGAGGAACUGAUUACGCCCCAGUCAAUAAAUGGGAUGUUGACGUCUAAAUUAGCAGAGGAACAGUAUGAAUCUUCGGAGGAUGUUGCCCCCAACAAAAGUGGCAUACCUUUUUGGCAAUCUCGGCCCUAUGUAAACAACCGUACAUUAUCUCGUAAAGGCAUCACCGGUCGGCAACCACCAGACAAAGGAUACGAGUGGAUAGAAAUGGGAGUGAGAGGAGAGCAGAUUGGGAUUAAUCCAGAGGAAGAGAGGAAAAUCGUUGAAUCUGCAAUGACAAAUGAGCAAAGAGUGUUAGCUUUGAACCACAGGGUGCAGUCUGCUCCUAAUCUGGAUCAUUUCCCUCGCAGUUCUACAGCUGAACCCUUAAGAUACAACACAGCAGGCCCACAUGCUCUCUUACUGGGGGGAUAUCCAGAUAUAGACUACCCAAUGGAGGAAGAUGCUUCUUCUCAGACUUCUAACCAAGCAAUGAAUACCAGAGAGGGGCUUCAGAAUUUAAGACAACCAGGAGAAGGACUGUCACAAAGGAGAGACUCAGAGUUCCAGUCUGUAAAACAAGAUUCGAGAAGAAAUUCCAUCCUAACCCUCUCUGAAGAUCUAGAAAUACCUCCAGAUGUUUGGCCUUUUCCCAAAAAUUUAAAGUCACCCGGUUUACGAAGGAGAAGGCCGGUCAGCAGCCAUCAGGCCUCUUCUGCUCAGAUGUCUCAGCAGUUUUUCCAUGACUCUCUUAGCAACUCUGACACUGAGUACAACAGAAACACUAAGAGAAACUCACUUCCAGCUAGCUCAGAUACACUACGCGUGCUAAAGCUUGGCUCCCUAAGGCCAAACCAGGGGAUGUUUUGGAACGUGCAUGACAGGGUCUCUCCAGAUCCACAAACGUUGUCAGAAUCUGAACUGCCUGAUGUUAACCCCUAUAACAUAAGGCCUAUAAUGAAAACCAAAAGAAGCGCUUCUACUCCUAACAUUGUCAUUGACGGAAGCCAAGGACUUCGUCUGCACUCCAGCAGUCUGUACGCACUUCCUGUUGCAGAGGAUACUCAACUCCCAUCUUUGGGACACAGAAACGGAAGUGCCUCACCCCUUGAGGGUCUUCUGGAAAGAGCCAAAGAGAGGGUGAGGGAAAGAGAUGAACUGAAAAGAAACAGGUAUUUGAAAGUGCCAAAUUUGAGGUCAAGGCAUCCCUCUCCUUCUCCUUCUCCUUCACCCUCAUUUUCCACGACACCAUCACCACCGCCCAGUGAUGGAGACAGAGACACAGAGUGGGAGGAGGUGGUGGAGGUGAUGAGACACAGAGCUCUCACAGUGAGUCAGGGAUGGAAGGAGCAACUGGUGGAUGGAGAUGAAGAUGACAAGAGAGACUGUGUCCUCUUUACAGAUGGUGUCAAUGUGGACUGGUCAGGUUGGUGCUUUGAUGACGAUGAAGUCAUGGAUCAUUUACAGCCAAGACAAGAGGGACUCCUGGAGGGCAUCGGUCGAUCUUUGGCAUUUUGGGAUCUUCACCAACUUGCAGAGCAUGAUGACGGGGAGAUCAGCCAUGUGUAGCACCAAAACUGCUCUACAGAGUCCUACAACCACUUAAAAACUAGACUUCUAGCAACUUUGAAUUCAGGUCAUGAGUGUGAACUAUGAUGAAAAAGUGGACCCCCCACAAAAGGACCCAUUUGGACUUGAACUGAUCUCUUUGCUGCAGUUAGCAAACUUCAGCAGCCACUGAAACAUGUUUUCUAUGCAGUUUUAUGUUCAUUAAUAAAUCUGUUGUUUUUUACAAAAAUGAUGUAUAUACAUUUUAAAAAAUAUUGUAUAUUUUUUGUCAUUUCUCUGUAAAUAUAAUGAAAAAAAUAUUUUUUUAAAUAUUAGUAUGUUAUUUAUAGAUGUAAUAAUUCCCUGCUCCUGUUGACCUGAGAGCUUCAACUGCACAUAAUGGAACAAAUAAAACAAGGAUUAUUUCUUUUA